Molecule: messenger RNA, 1351 nt
Organism: Aspergillus pseudotamarii
Lineage: Eukaryota; Fungi; Ascomycota; Eurotiomycetes; Eurotiales; Aspergillaceae
Exons: 4
Coding region: 215-1015 (266 amino acids)
Source: RefSeq, a predicted model, not a curated record
GGUGCAUGGGUAGGUGAUGAGAUGCUCACCGAAUGGAUACACCACGACCCAACUCCCCAAAGACACCUGUAUAUCUACUCCGAUUAAAAAGUUCCAUCGUCAAAUAUACCGCGCACAUAGCAAAAUCCGCAGUGUCUGGCCUUAAGGUAUAUGCCUGCCGUUCCUUCUAUAUGCUACGGACCAACGGCGAAUUGUGAAGUGCACCGAUACGAUUAUGGAUGAAAGUCACAAAACCUCAGACUCGCCGGAAGGACCAUUCAAACCAGCUCCGUCUCCGUGGCAUGAUAUACGAGCGCAGGUGUUUUUCUCCUUUGCAAGAGCCAACUGGGCAGAUGGUCUGCCGCAGGGUUCAUAUGGUGAUUUGGAAGCAUCGGCCCCAUUCUCGGAUCCGGAAAAGAGUGGCAAAUUCAAAGGAGGAUUCAGUUUGUGCAUGAUAGUUCGGUAUCUGGAGUCUCCUGUUGGGCCAUAUGACGAAAUUCUCUGGGCCCCGGGACUUUUCCAAGAUCCAAACCAUGGCGAAUUGGUAAAGAGAUACAGAAUUACCAGAAUAUAUGUGUCCUCACUAGCCUCGAUUUAUAACGGCCGAAGAAAUUGGAAUAUCCCAAAGACACUGGCCAAUUUCGAAUUCAUUCCGUCCGAUUGCCUGUAUCCACCGUAUCGCCAGAUCAGGGUCUCACUCCCUGAUACUCCAGAACAACCAUUCGUUUCAUUGGAUCUACAGCCUAUCGCAUUGACCUCGAGACCCAUCUUUCCAAUUUCCACGAGGUAUAUUCCCAUGAAUCUCGACAUUGUGAUGCCGCCCAUACCGGAGUCUGAUAACUGGAGGGAGAAUGGAUUAGUAGGUAGCAACAAUGAUGAAUGGAGAUCGGUACAGGUUGACAUAUCGGGUAAAGCUGGUAUGGUCAGAGUAGGAGGAGAGCUUGGUGAUGGAGAUUCAUUCCCAAAACUGAACUGGAAUGGGUUGUGGUUCUGGUUGGAUCAUGCAAAAAUGUCAUGCAUGAACGUUGGGGAGUAAGAACAGAUAAAUGGGUCUUGUGCCCUAAUAUAGUUUACUAGGGUAACUACGGUAUUAUAGCUCCAGUAAAAUAUGGCUGGUGGUAAGUCAUGAUUAAUCCAUCCUUGAGGACAAGGGACGUAUACUACCGACAUUAUGGAAUAAGUACACCUGUGGUAGCUACACAGAGCAAGAUAUAUGGCUCUCACCACGUCAGACUGGACGUUACUCAACCUUAGCGGAUCGUCUUACCAAGAGAUGGUUGAUCUCUGUACUAUAGUCAACAAACAAAACAGAUAUUUGGAGGUAGAAUUUAGUAAUUGUUAGAUAUAUAAUUAUGUACAUGAUACAAAAAAU